CUCGUGUCCAGGCGCUCACGUCUCCCGACCCUUCGGCGGGCCUCAGGCUGCUGCGGGAGCCCAGCCGCUUCCCUGUGCUUCCUCACCCAGGCCCCUCCCCGCACUCCCGGGCCUGAGCGGACCCCUCGGGUCGCCCUGCGACUCUCCACUCCCCUCCCUGGACCUCAGGCCCUUCCCCCGCACUCCCACUGCCCUCCAGGCCCCCGUCUGCUUCCCCACUGCUGCCGCGGACCUCAGCCCCCGCUCCUGGACCCUCAGUGCCUGCCCAGGUCCCUGCCUGGACCCUAGGCUUGCUCCUCCCUGACGGGCAGGGACUUGCGCCUUCUCCGCCUGUCCAAGCCCGGCUGUGGACCCCUAGGCCCCCCUCCACCUCCUCGGGACCUGCCCUCGACUCCAGGGCUCCACUCUGGCCUUCGCGAGGUCGUCCCUGACGCCCAGGCCUCCCCGGCGUGCUCCGGGUCCAGCAGGCACCCCCGGCCCUCUCCCGGCCCCAGCGCCCCUCUGUGCAGUCUGUGUAUUUCGUCUUUACCCACAUGCCUCUCUGCAGCUUCCGCUCGGUCCGGCGCCCUCUCUGAGCGCCCCCUCCUUCAUCCCCAGCCUUCCUGUCUUUUCUAGAACCCCUUUCCCCCAGCUCUAGCUGCUGAUCCCUCUUCGACUCCCCCUCCCCUGCGGUCCCCCAUGGACUGUCCCUGAAGCACCGCGGUCUGGAUGGUCUGGAUGCCCAGCCGGCCCUCCGCCGCCGUCAGGAUGAGACUGGAGACCAAAAGGCUUGCCAAAUUCCGUGCAGCUCAGAAGUGGGAGUCCCGGGGCGCUGCCCCUGCCCCUCCAUUGCCCCCUCCACUCUGGGCCAGAGGCAGCAUGGUCCGUGGGGCACCAUGGGACCCGACAGAGUGACAGCCAGAGAGCUGUGUGAGAACGACGACCUUGCCACCAGCCUUGUCCUGGACCCCUACCUCGGCUUCCGUACCCAUAAGAUGAACGUCAGCCCCGUGCCCCCGCUGCGGCGACAGCACCACCUGCGCUCAGCGCUGGAGGCCUUCCUGAGGCAGCGGGACCUGGAGGCUGCGUACCGGGCCCUGACGCUGGGAGGCUGGAUGGCCCACUACUUCCAGAGCCGGGGCCCUCGGCAGGAGGCUGCCCUCAAGACCCACAUCUAUCGCUACCUCCGAGCCUUCCUGCCUGAAAGCGGCUUUACCAUCCUGCCCUGUACACGCUACUCCAUGGAGACAAAUGGAGCCAAGAUCGUGUCUACCAGAGCUUGGAAGAAGAACGAGAAGCUGGAACUGCUGGUGGGCUGCAUCGCAGAGCUGCGGGAGGCGGACGAGGGGCUGCUGAGGGCUGGGGAGAACGACUUCAGCAUCAUGUACUCCACCCGGAAACGGAGUGCACAGCUGUGGCUGGGCCCUGCAGCCUUCAUAAACCAUGACUGCAAACCCAACUGUAAGUUCGUGCCCGCAGAUGGGAACGCGGCCUGCGUGAAAGUGCUCCGGGACAUCGAGCCAGGGGACGAGGUCACCUGCUUCUACGGGGAGGGCUUCUUUGGGGAGAAGAACGAGCACUGUGAAUGCUACACGUGUGAGAGGAAAGGCGAAGGAGCCUUCCGCCUGCGGCCCAGGGAGCUCCUGCCCCCACGGCCCCUGGACAAGUAUGAGCUCCGGGAGACCAAGCGGAGGCUGCAGCAGGGCCUGGACGGCGGUGGUCGCCUGCUGGGCCCCAGGGCCUGUGCUCACCUCUCCGCGCUGCGCCGGGACCCGUUCUGUGCAGCCUGCCAGCCCUGCUGCCCUCUGCCCUGCGGUGCUCGCCCGGAAGCCUCGCCCCUCUGGCUCCAGUGGCUGCCGCAGCCCCCACUCCGAGUGCGACCCCGCAGGCGCCGACGCCCUCAGCGGCGGCGGGCCCCAGCGCCCCCCGUUCUCCGCGCUGCCCGCGUCUCCCUGCACCAGUGGGGCGGCUGUGGCCCCCGCUGCUGCCUGCGUGCAGAGGCCCUGGUGGCCCUGGGCCCAGCCCCCCGUGCCCACUGGGCCCCUCAGCAGGACUGGCACUGGGCCCGGCGCUACGGGCUGCCUUACGUGGUGCGUGUGGACCUGAGCCGGGUGGCUCGGGCCCCACCUGCCACCCCUGCCCUGGCCAGGACCCCAGGCCCUGCCCCCAUCCCCAAGCAGGCCCUCGCCUUUGCCCCCUUCUCCCCACCCAAGCGCCUGAGGCUGGUGGUCAGCCAUGGCUCCAUUGACCUGGACAUCAACAGUGACGGGCCGUGACAGGCUGGACAGGGAGGCCUCAGGCCAGGAGAGGAAGGAGUCUCUCCUCGCCCCCCUCCUCCCGAGCCCCAAGUUCUUGGGGACUCACUGACCUCUAGAAGGAGCCAUUGGCUGGCCCUAGGCCCCAGCACAGUUCUGCCCUGGGCUGGGCUGGUUUGGGGACACCCGGGGGUGUGACCCCUGACCCUUUGUGACUGCUGUCCCCUGAGCCACCCCCACCCCAGCAGGGUACCGUGGCCACUGCUGCCCUCCUACCCCAACUCCAGCCUCAGGACUGUGGGAGCUGCUCCCUUCCCCACCCACCUCCUUCCUGCCCAGGGAGCAAAGCCAUAAGGGGUAGGGGCCGCCCCGUGGCAUCUCCCCAGAAGCCCAGGCCUCAGGAGGCAACAGAGCUGACCCAGGGUGGCACUGCCUAGAGACAGCAUGACAGAGGGGGGAGGAGUGGACUUGCUCCUGGCUCCGCGACUGUCUGAGGCAAGGGGCUGUCUGGGACACGUCCUCACCAGCUGGGGGGGGGUCUCAGGGAGGCCGGAUGCGACCUCAUCUUUCUCAUGGUGCUAUCCCUGGUGCUACUGGGGUGUGGGGGGGGUCCCUCCCCUCCCCCACACCAGAAUGGGGUAUGUUGGGGGAUUGGAAGCACUUGAACUUUUUAUUUUAUUAAAACCUUGUUAUAAGCAGC
Messenger RNA from Lontra canadensis (Northern American river otter), 2934 nucleotides. RefSeq names its product lysine methyltransferase 5C (gene KMT5C). NCBI's taxonomy places the organism in Eukaryota, Metazoa, Chordata, Mammalia, Carnivora, Mustelidae. The record is from RefSeq and is a predicted model, not a curated record. The transcript has 9 exons. Bases 876 to 2255 code for a protein of 459 amino acids. Gene Ontology annotation, molecular function: protein binding; histone H4K20 methyltransferase activity. Gene Ontology annotation, cellular component: nucleus.